This is a messenger RNA of Manacus vitellinus (golden-collared manakin), 2318 nucleotides long. It is a transcript of the gene PAIP2B, whose product is annotated as poly(A) binding protein interacting protein 2B. The transcript has 3 exons. Gene Ontology annotation, molecular function: mRNA regulatory element binding translation repressor activity. Gene Ontology annotation, cellular component: cytoplasm. NCBI's taxonomy places the organism in Eukaryota, Metazoa, Chordata, Aves, Passeriformes, Pipridae. Gene Ontology annotation, biological process: negative regulation of translational initiation. The coding region runs from base 11 to 388 and encodes 125 amino acids. The record is from RefSeq and is a predicted model, not a curated record.
GUCCGUAAGGAUGAAUGGCUCCGAGCUCGCCAGCACCACGGCAUCCAGUCCCAAAUCCAAGGAGGACCCGGUGGUGAACGGGCACGAUGAGAAGGAGAACAACCCCUUCGCUGAGUACAUGUGGAUGGAGAACGAGGAGGACUUCAACAGGCAGGUGGAGGAGGAGCUGCAGGAGCAGGAAUUCCUCGAUCGAUGCUUCCAGGAGAUGCUGGAGGAGGAGGACCAGGACUGGUUCAUCCCGUCCCGGGACCUGCCCCAGGGCGUGGGGCAGCUGCAGCAGCAGCUCCACGGGCUCUCGGUGGGGGACGGCCACGGCUCCGAGGACAUUCUGAGCAAAAGCAACUUGAAUCCAGAUGCCAAGGAGUUUGUGCCGGGUGUGAAGUACUGACAGGCCUGGAGAGAGACUGAAUCCCUGCUCCAGGGAGUGCCAGGGGAUAGAGGGGGACAGCCCGGCUGGACUCGGCGCCGGGAUCUGCUCCAGCUUCAAGUACCUGUUUUUUUCCUCCUUUAUUUUUUUUUUAACACUUUGUAUUGUCCCAUCACCUUUUUUUGGCGGUUUUUUGCUUCCUGGGACGUGUGGCCCUCUGGGCCUGUCCUGGAUUCCAGCCUCCCCCUGCUCCAGAGGCCCAUCCCUGCGUGUGCUUCAGCCCUGCUAGUGGGAAAAUCCCGGGAAAAUCCCGGGAAAUGGGGUGUGCUCGUUUCAGUAGGAUUUUUAGGGAUCCCCUGCCAGCAGCCAGCCCGGGCUGGGAGCUGCACCCGCCUUCCCCCAUUCCCUUAAAGCGGAUUCCUUCACUCCAGGUGAAGUGCACCAAGCUGGGAUCCCGAAAUUCCCCCGGGCAGGAGCUGCCCUGGCUCCACGGUGGAAGCUGAGCACUCAUUCCCACAUUCCCGUGCUGGCAGGAGGGUCCUUCCUGCUCCAGCAGUUCUGGGGGUGCUCGGGGGGGCCCAGACCCCCCAGGCAUCCACCCCUGGGAAGGGCAGCUCCUCCCAAACUCCCCCUUAGGGAAUUCCCUCCCCAGCUCUUGAGCUCAUCCAGCACUACAGGCCAUGGCUCUGAAGCCUCAUCCUAAUUCCUCUGGGAUACAAAUCCAUUCCUGGCACAAGGGGAGGGGGGGGUGGAGCAGCUUCCCUGGGGGAGGAGCGGGAUCCUCCUUUGGGAUGAGCCUGAGCCCCGAGGAGCCCCCAGGAGGGAUGUUUUUGGGAGGGGAUGGGCAGAGCCUGGUGCUGGUCCCUUUUCCAAGGCUCUGGUGCUGCCCUAGGGCAGAGCCCCUGGAGCAGCUGCUGGAGCAGGAUCUGUGUCUCCCUCAGCUGAGCUCCUGGGAACCUCCUUCCCCACCCAUGGGAGCUGCAGCUCCCAAGCCACGGCCCUGGGCACUUCCAGGGGUCUAAAUCAUGGGCUUCACGGGAUCCUUUGGAGAGCCAGGGCUGGAAAUCCCCUUCCAGGGCAAGUGGGAGCUCCUGGGGGUCAGGAAUCCCUGUCCAGGGAAUACAGGCAUGUCCCAGGGCCAGAAAUCCCUGUCCAGAGAAAGCAGGACCUCCUUGGGGUAGGAAAUCCCCAUCCAGGAAAAGUGGGAGCUUCCCAGGUCAGAAAUCCCUGAGAAAGCAGGAAGUUCCCAGGGUCAGAAAUCCCUAUCCAUGAAAAGUGGGAGCUCUUUGGGGUCAGCAAUCCCUGUCCAGGGAACACAGGAGCAUCCCAGGGCAAGAAAUACUCAUCCAGAAAAAUCAGGAACUUCCUGGGGUUGGAAAUCCAUGAGAAAACAGGAGCUUCUCCAGGUCAGAGAUCCACAUCCAGGGAAAGUCAGAGCUUCCCAGCUCAGAAAUCCAUGAGAAAGCAGGAGCUGCUCGGGGCCAGAGAUCCUUAUGCAGAGAAACCAGGAACCUCCUGGGGUUGGAAAUCCACAUCUGGGGAGAGCAGGAGCCUCCCAGGGUCAGAAAUCCCCAUCCAGGGGAAGUUGGGAGCUCCUUGAGGCCAGAAAUCCCUAUCCAUGGAAAACGGGAGCUUCUUGGGGUCAGAGAUCCCUGUCCAGAGGAACCAGGAGCUUUCUGGGGUUGGGAAUUCCUAUCCAUAGAAAGUGGGAGCUCCUGGGGGUCAGAAAUCCCCCCGUCCAGAGAAAAAGGGAGCCCGUCAGGGUUAUAAAUCCAUGGAAAGCAGGAGCUGCCGAUCCAGGACAAUUAGCACAGUUCCCGCUGGAUGAGCCGCUGCUCAUCCGUGUAAAUCCCCCUCCCGGGCGCGGUUCCUCCCCCAUUCCCGGCCCUAAAGGAGCCGCUAAUGGAUCGGGACGGGGAUCCUGAUGGCCAUUAACUCGUGGGGCCGUCGG